Tribolium castaneum (red flour beetle) is the source of this 1666-nucleotide messenger RNA. RefSeq names its product acyl-CoA Delta(11) desaturase. The transcript is spliced from 6 exons. Gene Ontology annotation, molecular function: iron ion binding; stearoyl-CoA 9-desaturase activity. The coding region runs from base 144 to 1214 and encodes 356 amino acids. NCBI's taxonomy places the organism in Eukaryota, Metazoa, Arthropoda, Insecta, Coleoptera, Tenebrionidae. Gene Ontology annotation, cellular component: endoplasmic reticulum membrane. The record is from RefSeq and is a predicted model, not a curated record. Gene Ontology annotation, biological process: unsaturated fatty acid biosynthetic process.
AGGAGAUACGGCGACCGAUCGCAGGAAAAUUUUGCCGUUAUCUCUGAAGCGAGAUUUAGUGAAUGAACGAACGUUGAAUGUGAGAUGUGCACCACUUUUAGUAAGUGAAGUGGUCUUGCAAUUUUGACUGUUGCAAAACAAAAAUGACGGAAGGCAGCGAUGAAUGUUCAAAAGGUGCUUGUUCAACUGCUGCUAAAGAGACAUCGCGACGUCUGAACGCUUUAACCAAAACCGAAAUUCCAGAAAACAAAUUGAAAAAAGAAGAAUUCCGGCCAAGAAUUCGAUGGCCUGAUUUAACAGUACAAGUAUUUAUUCAUGUAGGAUGUUUAUAUGGACUGUAUUUGUGCCUUGUGUCUGCCAGAUUAUACACAACACUUUUUGCAUUCCUAACGAUAUACCUCUCAGGGUUUGGCAUCACCGCGGGUGCUCAUAGAUUAUGGUCACAUAGGGCUUACAAGGCCAAAUGGCCACUUAAGAUACUUCUACUCAUCUUAUUUACGAUUACGGGUCAGAGGCAUGUCUACGUCUGGGCAUUGGACCAUCGAGUUCACCACAAAUACAGCGAAACCGACGCCGAUCCACAUAAUGCGAAACGCGGUUUUCUGUUUUCACACGUCGGUUGGCUUGUUCUAACCCCUCAUCCUGAUGUUGUCGAAAAACGAAAAGCCGUCGAUAUGAGCGACUUGGAAGCCGAUCCGCUCAUAAUGUGGCACAAAAAAUUAUAUCCACCACUAUUUUUCCUGUUCGUUAUUUUUCUACCAGUUUUUACCCCCGUGUAUUUUUGGAACGAAACAAUUUGGAAUUCGUUUUGGGUGAAUUUUAACGCCAGAUUUUGUAUCACUUUAAACAUCGCAUUUUUCGUGAACAGCGUUGCGCAUAUGUGGGGCCAGAAACCUUACGACAGAUAUAUAAGUCCAGUGGAAAAUUUAGCAGUGUCUUUGGCAGCGUUGGGUGAAGGUUGGCAUAACUACCAUCACGUCUUCCCAUGGGAUUACAGAACUGGAGAACUUGGAAAUAGCUACAACCCAUCUACCACGUUUAUUGAUUUCUUCGCAAAAAUUGGAUGGGCUUACGACUUGAAAUUCGCUUCGAAUUCGAUGAUUGCAAGAAGAGCGAAGAAAAGUGGCGAUGGAAGUCACAUUUGGGGUUACGGAGAUGCAGAUAUAGAAAAAGAAGAUUUAGAAGAACUGAAUAAAAUGGAGGAUUUUAACUGAUUAAAGUCAAUGCCAGUAAACAGUAUUAGCCAGUAUAAAAUAAUCCCUAGAGUUUUUGUCAGUUGCUUUUUUAGCUGAAUUUUUAGUGCUGUUCUUUUUUGAAAAAUUUACAAAGCCAAACGGUGCCAUUUAGGCAGCAAUGCUUUUGAAAGUUUUAGUUUUGAGUCACAAAGCCAACAAUAAAGUUUACUUACUUACUUAAACAUUCUUGAACCGGUUUUUUAAAUCCAGUUCAACUUAAAAUGUUUUGUGACUUUAUUUUACUUACAGCCACAGUUGUAUGGUGGGGUUGAUUCAAGGAAAUCUUGCAAUGAAAUCGGAAUUAGAAUAAGUGUUUCCUUGAAUGCGCCAGUGACUUACAUAAUUUGUUUUUGUUUUCUUAUUAGAUUUAUGGUGUUUUUUGUUAAGUCUGAACAUACCUAUAUAAUAUAAUAAAAAAGUUUGAAAAACAA